CCGCAUCCAUAGCGAGUAAAAGCGGCGUAUAGGUCUGGAUCACUGUACACUGUUAAGUUUACAAUAGGAAACAACACGGUUCUCUCUCUUUCUCUCUCUCUCUCUCGGUUCUUGUGGGCCGUGAUGGGUGGAUUGCUUUUUCGGACGCAGAGAAGAGUCGCACAAUCCUGGUAGGCAUUUUUAUUUUUUAUUUUUGGGGUUCUGCAGAACAACCCAGAAUCGUUGCUGUUUUAAGUGACACCGGGACUCGAACAAGUGACCCGCCUAACAUAGUUUUACAAGUGCGACUAUUCCGACAGAGACGCAACAUUGGAACCAAGAAGAAAUAGCGCAGGAAGGACAAUAAACGGAUACCAGGCUGGAUUUCCUGUGCGUAAUGUUAAAGCGCACCUAACGCUCCUGUUUCCCUGCGGGGUAGAUAUGAAAAGUGGACUGUCUGGUUUGUUUUCUCCAUCCACUAUUAGACUGCAUGGAACAACGUGUGCUUUUUAUAACAUAAUCUGCGCUGUGAGUGAAGAGUCCCAGCUUCAUCAUGAGGACCACCGAGGAGGGAGACGGAUUUGACGGUGAGGCCUCCAACACUUCCAUGAUCUCCGGGGCCAGCAGUCCGUAUCAGCCCACUACCGAGCCCGUCCACUCGCGGAAUGUUUUAGGGGGGAUAAGAUGCGAUGUGGAGUACCUUAAGUCAUACUUCGGGAUCUUAAAGGUGGUAGAAGUGGUCCUGUCACUGAUUGGAUUCAUCUGCAUAGAGACUAUCAUGAUGUGUUCACCUUGUGGAGGAGUCUAUUUCUUUGAGUUUGUCAGCUGCAGUGCCUUUGUGGUGACAGGAGUACUCCUCCUGAUAUUCAGCCUCAACCUGCACACCAAGGUGCCCCAUGUCAACUGGAGUCUCACGGACCUGGUGAACACCGCCGCCAGCACCUUCUUCUUCUUCUUGUCGUCUCUUGUGUUGGCCUUUAUUAAUCACAAAACUGGAGCUGAAAUAGCAGCAGUGAUCUUUGGCUUCCUGGUGACAGGUGUGUAUGGCCUCAACACCUUCCUGGCGGUACGGAGGUGGCGCCGUGGCAUCGGUUGUCAGGGGGCAGCUCAGACAAGCGAAUACAUGCGAGCACGCACAGCAUCUCGUGGGGAAGUGGAGGCACGGCCUGAGCUCGCAUAAGCGCUGGAAGGCAAUCAGACGGACUAAAGGAAGCCACACUACAGGCAGCUGGCUUAGAGGUUUACUCCUCUACCCUCUGAACAGUGUUGUAUUUAGUUCUUGGGCAUGGACAGCCUCCUCAAGCUCACCACAGACUUCCCAUCACUUCAGCCGUGCUUUGGACCUGUCCAACCACUGAAUAAACUGACAUUUCAUAGCCCCAGAUGUGCUCUAUAUGGACCUUUUUUUCACCGGGGAUUCUGUCUGGCUGCAGUGAGUUCAGAUUGGAUUGAGUAGAAAUCUUCAUAUCUUUAUAAAUCGGUGUGAAGGAUGACGUCCAUGAAGAGCCAAAGACAGGCUGAACCAGGUGUCGACGUUUUGUUUUACUGUGAAUGAAACUGAGUAGUAGAAGGUCAGCUUUUUGUACGCUUUAUUUGCGCUGUUUGUUAAGCCUGUGGUCAAAAUGUGAUCAUGGAUCCAGGAAUCCACUGGAACAGCAAAAAAAAA
Molecule: messenger RNA, 1645 nt
Organism: Sphaeramia orbicularis (orbiculate cardinalfish)
Lineage: Eukaryota; Metazoa; Chordata; Actinopteri; Kurtiformes; Apogonidae
Gene: cmtm4
Product: CKLF-like MARVEL transmembrane domain containing 4
Exons: 5
Coding region: 533-1159 (208 amino acids)
Cellular component (GO): membrane
Source: RefSeq, a predicted model, not a curated record